Molecule: messenger RNA, 3115 nt
Organism: Rhopalosiphum maidis (corn leaf aphid)
Lineage: Eukaryota; Metazoa; Arthropoda; Insecta; Hemiptera; Aphididae
Product: chondroitin sulfate synthase 1-like
Cellular component (GO): Golgi cisterna membrane
Molecular function (GO): glucuronosyl-N-acetylgalactosaminyl-proteoglycan 4-beta-N-acetylgalactosaminyltransferase activity
Source: RefSeq, a predicted model, not a curated record
AUGGCCGCCUCGACAGACACCGAACACCGCGACCACCGUCACGACGACCACCGGCCGCACCACUACCACCACCACUACGGCCGCCCGGUGCUACAGCGGCCGCCGCAGCAGCAACACCACUACGCGUACAAGACCGUGGUCAAGAAACAGCGGCCGUCGGCCGGCGGCAAGAAGAAAUCCACCGGCAACCGCAGGCGGCGUCUGACGCACGUGUUGGCCGGCAUCGUCCUCGGACUGUUUGUCGGCUACACGUUCGGCGGAUCGUACGACCGACUGCGAUUGUACGCCGGUUGCGGCAGCGGCGGCGCCGGUGGCGGUAGCGAUGCCGGUCGGUCCGGCGUGCUGCGGCCGUUGCAAUCGCCGCGGGCCCGCGUCGACGAGGACGACAGCGGUGGAGCGAUACCCGCGGCCGGCGGCGGCGGUGCCGGAGGCCCGCCCGAAUCGCUGCUGUUCGUCGGCGUGAUGACGGCCAACCGGUACCUGGCCACUAGGGCGGCCGCCGUCCACAGCACGUGGGCGCGUCGCGUGCCCGGCCGCGUGAUGUUCUACAGCUCGGAGACGUCGGUCCGGCCGCCCGGCGCGGCCGACCUGCCGCUCGUCCGGUUGCCGACGGUGGACGACUCGUACCCGCCGCAGAAAAAGUCGUUUCUGAUGUUGCAACACAUGUGGGACAACUACGGCAGCGCGUACGAGUGGUUCAUGAGGGCCGACGACGACGUGUACGUUCGCCCGGACCGGCUGGCCGCGCUGCUCCGGUCGGUGGACAGCCGCAAACCAGUGUUCAUCGGACAGGCGGGCCGCGGCAACCAAGAGGAGUUCGGGCUGCUGAGUCUCGAGUACGACGAGAACUUUUGUAUGGGCGGGCCAGGCGUAAUCAUGAGCCGCGAGACCUUGGCCCGGGUAGUGCCGCACAUCAAACACUGCCUGAAGAACCUUUUCACCACGCACGAGGACGUCGAGCUGGGCCGGUGCGUGCAAAAGUUCGCGGGCGUGUCGUGCACAUGGUCCUACGAGAUGCAAACUAUUUUAUACCACAAUUCCAGUGGCCGCGAUGCGUUCACUGGCAAUUUAAAGCAGAAAGAAGUACACCGAGCCAUAACUCUCCAUCCAGUAAAACAACAUAGUCACAUGUAUAGGAUACACAACUACAUGAAGGGUCUCGAAUUGCAAGAAAUACAACAAAAGAAGAUCUUGUUGCACCGGGACGUACGAUCCAUGAUGGAUCAGCUGAACAGUGCGCAUCCGCGACCGUCCAACGAGUUCCGGCUAACCGGCGACUCGAAACAACUGUUCUCGUCCCGGCCGGGAAGUCCGAAUUACUUAGGCGACCCGGAUCUGUUGGGACUUCCACCGGGCCUCAACAAGUAUAGGCCACGCAAGGUGGCGGACGUCAUCAAAUGGGAUUUCAUAUCAAAGGCUUGGUAUUCAGACACGGAUGCAAAUCCUAGACGUCGGAUUGACUCGUACACAAAAGAAGGCCUCGACGACGUCGUUCGAGAGGUGAUGGAUCUGAUAAAUAAAUUUUCCAAGCAACGCGGUCGAGUGAUCGAUUUUAAGGAAAUAUUUUACGGUUACCAGAGGGUGAACCCAUUAUACGGCGUCGACUAUAUGUUGGAUAUGUUGCUGAUGUACAAAAAGUACCGGGGAAAGAAGAUGACCGUUCCUGUGCGGCGACACGCAUACCUCCAACAGCAGUUUACCGGUUUCGAAGUGCGCGAAGUGCUGGACGGUUCGGAAGUUAAGAUGAAAACACAGCAGCAGGACGCCGAAGCGUACGACAAUGACGAUGACGACGCGGCGGGGAGUCCGUCCAGGGACAUCGCGGAUAACGGCAUGGUCCGCGUGGAAGGGCCGCCGGCCAAGCGUCGGCCGGACAGCCAAGCCAAGACGGUUCACUUCGUGCUGCCGCUGUUCAACCGGCUGACCACGUUCGCCCGGUUCGUGGACAACUACGAGUCGGUGUGCCUGGCGAACGACGAGCGCGUCACGCUGACGGUGGUGCCCUACGGAAAGGCCACCGCAGACGGUGCGGCCGCAGAGGUGGCCCAGCUCGCGGCCCGUCACCCGGGCGCCCGACUCACCGUGCUGCCUGACGCCGGUGGCCCGUUCGCCAGGGCGGCAGCGCUGCACGCGGGCGCCGUCCACGCGGCCGGCCCGCCGCCGGACGACUUACUGUUCUUCGUCGACGUGGACAUGCUGUGGACGGCGGCGACGGUGGACCGCGUCCGGUUGAACACGGUCCGCGGCCGCACUGUGUACUUCCCGAUCGUGUACAGCGAAUACGACCCCGUAGUGGUGUACGGCCGGGCGGCCGGGUCCCCGAACCACUUCCUGGUCAACCAGGACACCGGAUAUUGGCGGCAGUACGGGUUCGGCAUCGUCAGCGCGUACGCCACCGACCUGGCGGCCGCCGGUGGACUGGACACGUCCAUCCGGGGCUGGGGCAACGAGGACGUGGACCUGUACGAGAAGUUCGUGCGGUCCCGGACCUCGACGGCGGUGUCCGUGUUUCGCGCCGCCGACCCGGACCUGGUGCACGUUUACCACCCGGUGGAGUGCGACGCCGGGCUGCCCGAACCCAAGGCCCGGAUGUGCGCCAACACCAGGUUCGAGACGUACGGUAACGUGGACCAGUUUGCCAACAUCAUCUACAGGAACAGAGAAGCGGUGUACGAGUUCGCGGCCCGCCGACUGCUGAAUGGAUCGACCGCUGCGACACGGCCUCCGCCGCUGCCCGUGUCCGUGUCGGUGCCUCGACCGCGCGUUUAAUAAUAUUAUUAAAUUGUAUAUUGUUAUUAUUAUUAUUACGAAAUCAUACUCUGCACAUUAUUGUUUGUCAUUAUUAUUGUAAACGAACAAGGUCGGCGAUUCGCGUCGUGAUCUCAAGUCGAUCGAGAAAAUCGUGUCUCUCUUUUUAUACGUCUCUCUCUCUAGAUAUAAUUAUACAUAUAAUAUUAUAAAUAUAAUGUUUAAAACAUAUCGUGAUAUUAUUAUACCAGCUGUAAUAUGAUACAAUUAAUUGUAGGUAUUUGUAACAGGUACUAUAUUAUUAGUUAUUACGACUGAUAAAUGUUUAUCAUAACGAUUAAGGAAAUAAUAUAAUAAUUUAAAUACA